AUGGCAGACCCAACUCAACUUAAUGCUGAAAAUGCAGACAACUUGGAAGAAAUCGAAAUGCAAUUUGCCGUAAAGGCAGUGCAACAAGCCGAAGUGUACUGGUCACUACUUGAAAAAGUGCCAGGAUCACAACUUCGUCUCACCAAGCAUGAUGAUCAAAUCUUUGAACAGCUUCUUGAAGAUUUCCCAGAAUUUAAGGAAAAAUCAGCUGUUGCCGUCAUUAGUGAGGACGAGAUGAAGAGUCCUCUGGGUAAGACCAAAUGGAGAGAAUUUUGUGAAAAAUUUAAAGAUAUCGAGGAUUACAACUUCGGAACAUUAUUGAGAUUGAAAGCUGACCUGGAGUAUGACCAGGACACAACAAUGUUUGCUGUUAGAAUCCAAUUUUACGGGAUUGAAAUUGCUAGAAACAGAUACGGUUUGAAUGACUGGAUUCAUGAAGCUGCUGCAAAGAAAAAAGAGGCAAGCAGUUGA
Lodderomyces elongisporus is the source of this 471-nucleotide messenger RNA. RefSeq lists its product as uncharacterized. NCBI's taxonomy places the organism in Eukaryota, Fungi, Ascomycota, Pichiomycetes, Serinales, Debaryomycetaceae. Gene Ontology annotation, cellular component: cytoplasm. The transcript has a single exon. Bases 1 to 471 code for a protein of 156 amino acids. The record is from RefSeq and is a predicted model, not a curated record.